This is a messenger RNA of Penicillium concentricum, 2133 nucleotides long. Its product is annotated as protein phosphatase regulator GAC1. The transcript is spliced from 3 exons. NCBI's taxonomy places the organism in Eukaryota, Fungi, Ascomycota, Eurotiomycetes, Eurotiales, Aspergillaceae. The coding region runs from base 1 to 2133 and encodes 710 amino acids. Gene Ontology annotation, molecular function: glycogen binding; protein phosphatase 1 binding. Gene Ontology annotation, cellular component: protein phosphatase type 1 complex. The record is from RefSeq and is a predicted model, not a curated record. Gene Ontology annotation, biological process: regulation of glycogen biosynthetic process.
AUGCCAUACACUGCGCCAUCAAAGACGUUGCUCGCCGCGCAGCACAUUGAGUACUCAAAACCAACCGAGCCCUGCGAGCGGCCCGGUUUAGCUCGAUCCUCCUCGGGACGGGUUCAGACUUCCCGUUCAUAUUCUUCUACCUCAUAUACCCGUCGUCAUCGGAGGAGUCCUUCGAACACCAAACCGACGGUGCAUUCAGCUCCAGAAUCCCCGGCCCGGGCCUCCCCCUCUAUCGAUCCACACGCCAGUCUCCGUCAGUCCCCACCACCAAUAAGCAAUGCUAUCAUCCCUCCUGGGGCGGUAAUAUCGCCUCCUGAGUCCGCACUGAACUCAAGUGAUGAAGAAUCACCAUACCGGAGUGGUGAGGGUGUCAAAUUUGACGAGCUGGAGGCUGCCGUUCGAUCGAUCAAACUAAGGAGGGAGAGUUCACCGGAAAGAAUGGGUCAAUCAGACCCAGAAACGUCGACUCGGCCUUCUAGUGCACAAUCGACCGAGACAAAGCCCACUCGGCCCAAGCUCCCCCAACUACCAUUAUCCAAAGAAGCUCGCAAGAUCACCCACUCUCGAUCAUCCACUGAAACCGCCAUCGAGUUGGCUCGGGAACAGGCACUGACUAGCUCGCCCGAGGAAAGUGACGUGGAGAUGUCGUGCAAGCCCCCAAUGGUCCGUAAGAAGUCAGGUGAGCUUGUUCGACCUGCUCUUCGUCCUUCUUCGGCACGGCGACGACCAUCCAGCAUGCCUGGCACUCCCGUCUAUUCCAAGGCGGUGCACUUUGACUCUCACUUGGAGCAUAUUCGUCACUUCCUUCAGCUGGACCGGCCAUUGGCUGUCAGCACAGAAACCUCACCAGUUGAAAACCACGACAGCAAGGCUGAGUUUCCCUUUGGAUCUGGUGCUGACUCGCGCGGUCCGUCGUGGGAGUGGGAGAUCAAGCUUGCCAAUUGGCCCAAGGAUAUCUCUUCACGUGACACUCGUCCGGUCCGCCUGGAGCGAUUGUUCUUGUCGGCUGAUAAGAACACUUUGAUCGGCACUGUGGCAGUGGCCAAUCUUGCUUUCCACAAGAAUGUGACAGCUCGUUUCACACUGGAUUAUUGGAGGACUACCUCGGAGGUUGCAGCGGCAUACUGCCAUGAUGUUCGCCGCCAGCAAGUUGCCGACGGGUUCGAUCGCUUUUCGUUUGACCUCAAGCUCAAUGAUCAGGCCAAUCUGGAGACCAAGACCAUGUUCAUGUGCAUCCGCUAUAACGUGGCGGGACAGGAAUAUUGGGAUAACAAUGAUACUGUGAACUAUCAGGUUGAUUUCCACAAAGUACCCAAGACCCCCGCGAGCAAGCCUCCAAGUGGCGGAUCUCGCCCUGCUCUUCCGCGCAGCCGAUCCUUCACCAGCUCCCAUAGCAUGCGACCGCACUCCAUGCCGCCUACCUAUGAUUUCCCCGACCUCAGCGAUAAGAAGCCAUUCACAAACUCAUUCAAUAACGCGAAUGGUACGCCCUUGACUCGCACGCCCUCGGAUGAGAUCGAUACGGUCGAGCCGCCUAAACGACGUGAAAAUUCCAAGGCAUUUGGGAACCGGUACGACUUCGGAGCGUCGCUGUCUGCUGCUAUGCGGUCGAAGGCUCCUCUGGAUCGGACCGCUCUGACUGCCCGUGCGAGAUCUGGGGAGACCGUGGUGCCGGAGACCUCUAAGCCGACCAAGAAAACACCCAGAUUUGAGCAGGGUCCUACUUCUGCAGUGAGCGAUAAUAUCCGCACUGGAGCUCGUGUGGAAGAUCUGAAACCUUCCUCUCUGGUAUCUAGCAAGCCACAGCUCGAGUCCUCAGUGUACCAGGAGUUGGUCGAUAAAUACUGCUUUUAUGGGUCUCCGCAAGGAUCGAACCUCAAGGCACACCCAUCAAUCUCCAGCGGUCGUGAAGGCGAGGCCCCAAAACAUAUCUCUGCUCCAGCCUGUCCUUCGCCGCCGCUGUCUCCUCGCUCUCCUGCUCCUCUCAGCGCUCCUGUGGCUGUCAACCCACGUGCCUCUCCACGGCCCUCGGCCUCCCCCUUGUCUUUUCGCUAUUCUUUCAACCGCGGUUUCAUGACUGAUCCUCACUCUCCAACGGUCAUUAGAGGUGGUUUCGACCAGCAGCACAUGUGA